This is a messenger RNA of Blastomyces gilchristii SLH14081, 225 nucleotides long. RefSeq lists its product as uncharacterized. The record is from RefSeq and is a predicted model, not a curated record. The transcript has a single exon. NCBI's taxonomy places the organism in Eukaryota, Fungi, Ascomycota, Eurotiomycetes, Onygenales, Ajellomycetaceae. Bases 1 to 225 code for a protein of 74 amino acids.
AUGGCAGUGAGAGAAGCAGAAGAAGAAUCAGAUAUAGAUAAACUAAUCAGCAGAAGAAAUGACAUCUCACUGCAAGAUGCAGCUGCUACCACCACAGCUGCAAGAGAUGUAGAAGAAGGAGGAGAUAUGAUAAUAAGAGCAGUGCUCCCGCGGCUUAUUGACACUGCUGUCUUCACCUUCAACCUGGCUUUCUUGACAGCUACAGAGGCCGCAGCCGCACCAUGA